AUGGUGAGUGUGUCAGCAGGACGGAGAGGGCGGCAGCGGGGCCGCGGCUGCGGCGUUCCCGCGGCACUGCCGCGCUGUUCUCGCCUGCAGGCCUCCGUGCGGCGGGGCUCGGCGCUGGCGGCGGCGGCGGCGGAGGCGGAGGAGCGCGGCGCGCGGAGGCGGGCCGCCCGGCUGCAGGCCGCGCUGGAGCGGGAGCGGCGGCUGGAGGAGGCUGUGCUGCGGGCGGAAGAGAACAAAAAGCAGAGAGCGCUACAGCUGGAACAAGAAGAAAGGUUGGCGACUGAGCUGGCGAGGUUGAACUGGGAAAAGCUUAAAGAUGAAAAGAUGAGGCAGCAAGUACGACAGAACAGUCUUGAACUUCGAGAGUUAGAACAAAGGCUAAAAUGCGCUUAUAUCAAUAAAGAGCGAGCUGCACAGAUGGCUGAGAAAGAAGCUCUCCAGUAUGAGGACAUGAAACGUGAGGGUGAGAUGGCCCAGAAGAUGAAGGAGGAGUAUGAAAGGGCAAUGGAAGAAGAAAGUUCCGCAGAACUGCGGCGAAACAAGGAGAAAAUAAUGUAUAAGCAAGAACUGGAGAAACAGCUUGAGGAGCAAGAGAGGAAGAAGCAAGAGGCUUACAAAGAGUUUCUAAGGGAGAAACUCGUGAUUGAUGAAAUUGUAAGAAAGAUCUAUGAGGAAGACCAAAUGGAAAAACAACAGAAGUUAGAUAAAAUGAGAGCAACUCAGACAUACAUUGAGGAGUUUAAAAGAGAACAAGCUCUCUGGAGGAGGAGGAAACAGGAAGAGAUGGAAGAAGAAAAUAGGAAAAUUAUGGAAUUUGCCAACAUUCAGCGACAGAGAGAAGAAGAUCGGAUGGCUAAAGUUCGAGAUGCUGAGGAGAGAAAGCAAAGGCUUCAAAGCAUGAUUGCCCAGAGUCUGGAAAGAGAACAACAGAAGCGUGAAGAACUGGAACAAAUCUGCCAAGAGCUGUACCUAGAAGAACAAGCAGAGAUAGAAAGGCAGAAGGAGAUGGCAGAAAUUGAAAAGAGAAUAAGGCAGCGCCUGGACUUAAGGAAAACCUACGAAGAGCAGUUUGCUUUAAAGAAGGCAGUGCAACAAGCUCUACAAGAACAGGAAGAAGCCUUCAGAAAACAGAUGUUGGCCAAGCUUGCAGAAGAUGAUCGCAUUGAGCAGAUGAAUGCUCAGAAACGAAAAAUGAAACAGCUUGAACACAGAAGGGCUGUGGAAAAACUUAUUGAAGACCGUCACAAACAGUUAAUUGCAGAUCAAGAGCGGGAACUUGAAGAAAGACAAUUAGAGAAGAGAAGACAAGAGAACAUCCAUGCAAUUGUUGAAGAAGAGAGACAGAAACUCUUGAAAGAGCAUGCAUCUAAAUUAUUGGGUUAUCUUCCUCGAGGAAUACUCAGAGGUGAGGAUGAUGUUGAGAUGCUUGGAGAGGAAUUCAGAUUGGCUUAUCAGAAGAGAAGAGGUAAUACGUUUUCAGAAGAGAGAUGAACAAGUCCCCGUCCCAUCUCCUGGCUUGCCACUAGGUGUCACCUGAUUGCUAAUAAAAAUUCCCAUUUGCUGUUAACAGUGGGGAACUCCUUUGGCUAUGACAACAAGUCUCCAUUUUAAGACUGGAGUUCUAAACCAAUGAGCAAUUAGUUAGAUUUAAAUGUAUGCUGUACUUGCAUUUUCCAUCAAUAAACUGUUUAGGGUGUUCUCAA
Molecule: messenger RNA, 1703 nt
Organism: Colius striatus (speckled mousebird)
Lineage: Eukaryota; Metazoa; Chordata; Aves; Coliiformes; Coliidae
Gene: MNS1
Product: meiosis specific nuclear structural 1
Exons: 9
Coding region: 1-1491 (496 amino acids)
Biological process (GO): cilium organization
Cellular component (GO): motile cilium
Source: RefSeq, a predicted model, not a curated record